GAUAUGAUAUUGCGCAUGUAGGAGGAGUUAUGAAUCACGUGUGUGACGUCACGCGGUGAAUUUCAAAUUAAAUAUAAUUACAUGUCAGUGUAGAUUUUGGUGCUUUUUUGGAAUUUGUGAAUCAGUUUUCAACAAAAUGAGGUGUUCCGUGGUUGGAUGUACCACAGCUAAUGGAUCAAAACAGUUUUCAAGCAAUCUAAUGCUUUUCCGGUUCCCGAAUGAUCAAAAUUUUCAAAAACGUUGGGUGUUACCUUGUAACCGGCCAGGUCACAUUAAUGUGAAAACUACCAGAGUAUGUUCGAAACAUUUUGACGAGUCGUCUUAUGAACGGAAUUUGCGGUUUGAACUACUGGGCUAUACCGCCCGAAAUCGUCCACUGUUGAAACCAGAUGCCGUACCAUUUCUCAAUUUGCCACUGGGGAACUCAAAGGAUGUGAAAGGGGAAUCGGCCCGAACCAGUCGCAUUAAUAAAAGAAAUAGGUCAAAAUUAGUUGCGACUCUCCUACAAACCAAUACGAACACUGAUGCUGACAACAGAGACGAGAUAAUUCCAAAUUAAAAGAAGAAAAUGAAAUUUUUCACAGGUUUUUCACCACCACUGAAAU
Molecule: messenger RNA, 605 nt
Organism: Photinus pyralis (common eastern firefly)
Lineage: Eukaryota; Metazoa; Arthropoda; Insecta; Coleoptera; Lampyridae
Exons: 2
Coding region: 137-559 (140 amino acids)
Source: RefSeq, a predicted model, not a curated record